AUGACCUUGACCCUGGUGCCCCUCGUGUGCGCCGUGGGGGUGGCGGGCAACGCCAUGGUGGUCCUGGUGGUGGUCCGGAGCCGCCACACGGUCACGUCCACCAACUGUUACCUGGUGAGCCUGGCCACCGCGGACCUGCUGGUGCUCCUGGCGGCCGGAGUGCCCACCGUGACCGAGGCGGCCUCCGCCCGGGUUUGGAUCUUCGGCCACUCCGGCUGCCUGGGCAUCACCUACCUGCAGUACGUGGGCUUCAACGCGUCCACGGGCUCCAUCACCGCGUUCACGGUGGAGCGCUACCUCGCCAUCUGCCGCCCUCUGAGCGCCCAGGCUCUGUGCCCCGCGGCGCGGGCCAAGCGCAUCGUGGCGCUGGUGUGGCUGGGCACCGGCGCCUGCUGCGUGCUCUGGCCCUUCUUGGUGGACACGCGCGAGGCCGCGUACGCCGACAGCGUGCAGGGUCAGUGCGGGCACCGCGUGGCGCGCUCGCUCUGCCUGCCUGCCUACUUCCUGGACAUGGCGCUCUUCCACGCGCUGCCCCGGGCGGCCACCGUAUGCUACGCGCUCAUAGCGCGCGUGCUCUUCGCGGGGCCGCUGCCUCCUGGCGACCCCCCGCGGGCCAAGGGCGCUUGUCUUCCCGGCAGGAGGGGAGCCCUCAACUCCCGGAAGCUGGUCACCAAGAUGCUGGCUGUGGUGGGGGUCCUUUUCGCUCUGCUGUGGCUGCCCUACCAUGCCCUGGUGGUGGUGAAUUCCUUUCUAAGCCCGCCCUACCUCAACCUUGGCUUCCUUCUCUUCUGCCGCCUUUGCAUCUACGUGAACUGCGCCGUCAACCCCAUUGUCUACGCCCUCAUGUCCCAGCGUUUCCGGGAGGCCUUCCAUGGGCUGUUUCAGUACCAUCUGGCCCGGCCCAAGGCCCCGCCCCGGGAGGCCAGCCUUGUUUACUACGGGGUCAUCAGAGACUGUUCCCAGCACAGACUGGGCUCUUGGAAGAAACCAGGGGGCGUGAUGUCCAGACAGGAAGGGGAUCCUGCCACUUCACGGUGA
Molecule: messenger RNA, 1038 nt
Organism: Odocoileus virginianus texanus
Lineage: Eukaryota; Metazoa; Chordata; Mammalia; Artiodactyla; Cervidae
Source: RefSeq, a predicted model, not a curated record